AUGCAAUACGCUUUGCGGGGAGUUCUGCUGGAGCACGACGCUGAACGGACAUUCCGGGAGCGUGCGGAUGCUUUCGAGGAAAGUGACCAAGUUUUCGUCAACAAAUAUAGGUUGACGAAGGAACUCGUCCGCUGGCUCUGCCACCAGCUUAGGCCCGCGUUACAACCUAGAAGGGCGACAAGGAGGACCUUGACAGUUGCGGAGCAGAUACUGAUUGCCCUUCGCUUUUAUGCCACGGGCAGCUUUCAGGGGAUGGCUACUACUGACCGCGAUCUGUCCGUCUCCCAGAGCACAGUCAGCAGGGUGCUGUUUAGAGUGACGAAUGCCAUUGUGCUUCGCCUUGCACCGCUGUGGAUUAAAUUCCCCCUAAGCUCUGCAGAGGUGCACGCGGCAAUGGCUGGUUUCCAGAGGAAGUGGAAGUUGCCCGGCGUAAUUGGCUGCAUUGACGGCACACUCGUCUGCGUCACUGCUCCCUCCGAAAGCAGUGGGCAAUGUCAGAAGAGCGCGUUCUUCUGCAGAAAGCAGUACUUUGCACUGAACGCGAUGGUCGUAGGUGACAUUGGUUAUCCCUUGGAGCCCUGGCUCUUGACUCCUUUGCCAGGCGAACAGGAGCCGUCGACACCGGAAGCGCGGUACAGCAGUCGACACCGACGUGCACGCAGCACAGUGGAAAGGUGCAUCGGCCUCCUUAAGGCUAGGUUCCGGUGUCUGCAGCGCUACAGGGGUCUACACUACAGCCCCCAUAGGGCAUCCAACAUUGUGGUGGCUUGCGCAGUGCUUCAUGACAUCUGCAUGCACUGGCGCGCGCCCCCCGCUGAUGCCCAAGGUGAAGACGACCUCGAUGACGGCGAGGCGAGCGAGGAUUCCACUAGCCAUCCUGUGCCCCCUCGCGAAACAGACACUUAUGAGGCAGGUGGUGCGGUUCGAGCACAGUUAAUUGAUGACCUGUGGCGAGCGUGGUGCUGCUUUGCCGGUGUAUUUCCAUGCUACUCGAUCGGCCACCAUAGGAACAGCCUGAGUGCUUCGCCGACUGCUAAGGAAACAGGGAGGAUAUAUUCUUGUCUGAAGUUGUCUGUGGCAUACCCCGGAGAAACCGUCGACAUCAAAGCCGUCGUCCGGAUUCGAACACAAGACACCUCCCGCGGUCUCGGCGCGGAAGCUUAG
Molecule: messenger RNA, 1164 nt
Organism: Ornithodoros turicata
Lineage: Eukaryota; Metazoa; Arthropoda; Arachnida; Ixodida; Argasidae
Product: putative nuclease HARBI1
Exons: 4
Coding region: 1-1164 (387 amino acids)
Source: RefSeq, a predicted model, not a curated record